CCGCAGGCGUCCCCGGGACUGGUUCUUCCAGGACGCCGGCGCAGCGGCGCGGUGCCUUCUGGGAGUUGUAGUUCGCGGGAAGCGGCGCGCGGGAUGUAGCUGUGCCGGUGCGCAAGCGCAGUCCGCUCGGGCCUGGCGCUCUGGCCCACCCGCGGAGGUCGCCGUGGUCACCUGUGAGGCCUGCUUGUCCGCUCCACCGUGGGACCUGGGGUUACUGGGGUCCGCCUCGGCCGGGUAGGGCCGGAGACUGAGGAGAACCUGACCCGAACCCACCGAGCUCGCGGGGAGCCUCCGAGGCCUUCGAAGGCGGUGCCGGGAGUCGAGGACACUGAUGUGGUCUGGACCCACUGAUGCAUGGUGGCCAGAGCAGGGGCCACAACUUGAGUGACACACACAGGAUCUGAUUCUCUGAAAACCACAAGAUCCAGGGACAAAGGUGUGAAAACAAGGCAGUGACUCAGAAAGCAGAGAUGGAAGGACUGUCGAGCGUGGCCACCCCCCAGGGCCCCGAGGUGGGGGAAUCCCGGGAACAAGAGGGUCGGUUCAAGGACCAGCAGGAGAACCAGAAAAGCUGUUUGAAGCAAGAGGCCGCGGCCCCCGGGGAAGAGCCCGCCAGGGACGGUGUGCAGGAGCGGGGCGAGCUCGGCGGGGUGCCGGGAACCGGCCGGAGUCCUCCCCUGCCCCAAGCCGGCGGCCGGCCACGGAGGCGCGGCGCGCCCAGGAAGAACCCGAAGCGGAAGAGGGCGGGCUCCGGCGAGGAGGAGCGAGGAGGGGGCGGCCCCCGGAAGCCGUGGACGUGCGGGGACUGCGGCAAGGCCUUCAGCUACUGCUCGGCCUUCACCCUGCACCAGAGAACCCACACCGGCGAGAGGCCGUUCGCGUGCGCCGACUGCGGCAAGGCCUUCAGCCAGAGCGUCCACCUGACGCUCCACCGGCGCACGCACACGGGCGAGCGGCCGUACGCCUGCCCCGAGUGCGGCAAGGCCUUCAGCCAGGGCUCCUACCUGGCGUCGCACUGGCGCACGCACACGGGCGAGCGGCCGCACCGCUGCGCCGACUGCGGCAAGGCCUUCGCGCGCCCCACGCACCUGGCGCAGCACCGGCGCGUGCACACGGGCGAGCGGCCGUACGCGUGCGGCCAGUGCGCCAAGGCCUUCCGCAACCGCUCGUCCCUGCUGGAGCACCAGCGCGUGCACACGGGCGAGAAGCCGUACGCGUGCGCGCGCUGCCAGAAGGCCUUCCGCUUCUCCUCGGCGCUCAUCCGCCACCGGCGCACGCACACGGCCGAGCGGCCGUACGCCUGCGGCCAGUGCGCCAAGGCCUUCACGCAGCUAGCGCACCUGGCGCAGCACCGGCGCGUGCACACGGGCGAGAAGCCGUACGCGUGCCCCGAAUGCGGCGCGCCCUUCAGCCAGAGCGCCUCGCUGGCCGAGCACCGGCGCAUCCACACGGGCGAGAAGCCGUACGCGUGCGCGCAGUGCGGCAAGGCCUUCACGCAGGUGUCGCACCUGGCGCAGCACCGCCGCGUGCACACGGGUGAGCGGCCGUACGCGUGCGCCGACUGCGGCCGCGCCUUCAGCAACCGCUCACACCUGGCACAGCACCGCCUCGUGCAUACGGGCGCGCGGCCCUACCGGUGCCCGGAGUGCGGGGCGGCCUUCGGGCACGUGUCGUCCCUCAUCGAGCACCAGAAGAUCCACACGGGCGAGAAGCCCUACCGCUGCGGGGACUGCGGCAAGGCUUUCAGCCAGGGCUCGUCGCUGACGCUGCACCGGCGCACGCACACGGGCGAGCGGCCCUACGCGUGCCCCGAGUGCGGCAAGGCCUUCAGCAACCGCUCCUACCUGAUCCAGCACCACAUCGUGCACACGGGCGAGAAGCCCUACGAGUGCGGCGGCUGCGGCAAGGCCUUCAGCUUCUCCUCCGCGCUCAUUCGGCACCAGCGGACGCACGCCGACGGGAGGCCCUGUCCGCGCGCCCGCUGCGGCCACCCCGCCACCCCGCUGCCGCACCCGACGGGGCCCCCGGGCUCCCCCCGGGAGGAGGAGCCAGGCGGCGGCAGCGACCCCACACAGAGUGCCACAGACCGGCAGAAGGACGAGCUGAUGCCUAACGGGGACCUCUGACCCGGCACCGCGCCCGGCACUGUUCCACCCCCGCUUCCGACCGCUCGGCACCAAGGGGAGGCACCUUCUCCUCCCCGACUCGUCCGUGAGAAAACCGAGGCUCAGGGAGGCCCGGGGACUUGCCCAAGGUCACACAGGGAGGAGGUCACAGGGCCGGGACUGGACUCCGCAUCUGCCGGCCUGCCCCUCCCCACAACACACACAUUCUGCCUCCUGGUUCGGAACUAUAAAUGCGACCCACGAAAGUAGACCCAAAGAAGUGUCUGUGCGUCUCUAGCUAGCCUUUGAAUGGUCGAAGAUUUGAUGAUCACGUAGGCAUUUGUUCAAUAAAUUUAAUCAGAUAAAAGGUUCGGCUCCUUUCAAGUUGGCGUAUUGACUAAGGAAGCGGGGUCUGAAGAAGUGUGGAUCCCUAGGACUGAAACAGUGGUUCCAAAAUUAGAACGAGCCAGAGACAUCCAGAGAAGGAAAAGCUCUAGAAGAGACUUGCCUCUCCCCUGACCUGCAAAGGGUGAGUUUCAGAGUGCACCCCAGCCUUUUUUAGGAUGAGGAAACACUUUCCCCUGCUCCAGCCUUGUGCCCCCCACCCACCCACAAUCAAAAUCCUGACUUUAAUGGUUGUGUCCGUUAGCUGUUGCUGUGUAACGAAGCAUCCAGACCUCAUUUGUCCAUCUAAUAUAUUUCCCAUGGUGGGGGUUUCUGUUGGCCUGGACUAGGCCCAGUUGAUCUUGGCUAGAUUCAGAGGCGCAUCUGUGGUCAGCUGAGGGUUGGAUGGGGGUGGCUGUUCAGGACGGCUCAGCUGGGCCAUCUCUGCUGCCUUCCUCAAGACUCUAAGGGUGUGCACUCAGGACAGUAGCAGGGAUUUGGAGAGAGUGGGCACACAAGCACAGUUUCAAGCCCCUGAUUAUGUCAAGUUUGCGUGUAGACCCACUAGCCAAAGCAAGAGUUACAGCCAAGCCCAUGGGUAGUGUACGAAGGGCCUUUUCAACCAUGUGGUUAGAAGUGUGAAAUGUGAGAAUGAUUAACGCAGUCACCUAUCACCGUGAAAUAAGUUCUAGUCCUACAGCAUGGUCUUUACGAAAUUUUGUUAUGGACAACAUUUGUUUGGUCCACAGUUAACAAAGUGAAAAAAAAUCUUAGCCCUGUCCUCCUCCAUCCCCCCUACCCACCAAGUUCCCCUCCCUAGAGGCAACCAUUCUUGAGUUUCUUGGUAUCUUUCCAACAUAAUCUAUGCAUAUAUAGCAAAUAAUAUGGGUAUUUGCUUAUAUGUAUAAACGUGCUAUAAAGACGUACAGUAUACCUUUCUACACAGAUAGUAGCAUACAACCCACAGCUUCUGUCCUUUUAUUUAUUUUAUAUUUGGAAGCACCGGAUGUUAUCAUUUCACAAAGUUUGGGUGUAAGAUUUCUUAGGUAGAGAAUCACGUAUGUUUGUUUUGAUCUCACUGAUUUGUUCAGGUCCAGGAA
Messenger RNA from Herpailurus yagouaroundi (jaguarundi), 3589 nucleotides. RefSeq names its product zinc finger protein 835 (gene ZNF835). Gene Ontology annotation, molecular function: RNA polymerase II cis-regulatory region sequence-specific DNA binding; DNA-binding transcription factor activity, RNA polymerase II-specific. Gene Ontology annotation, biological process: regulation of DNA-templated transcription. The transcript is spliced from 3 exons. Lineage: Eukaryota; Metazoa; Chordata; Mammalia; Carnivora; Felidae. Bases 471 to 2126 code for a protein of 551 amino acids. The record is from RefSeq and is a predicted model, not a curated record.